Coccomyxa subellipsoidea C-169 is the source of this 4887-nucleotide messenger RNA. RefSeq lists its product as hypothetical. Bases 1 to 4887 code for a protein of 1628 amino acids. Gene Ontology annotation, biological process: response to endoplasmic reticulum stress. Lineage: Eukaryota; Viridiplantae; Chlorophyta; Trebouxiophyceae; Coccomyxaceae. The record is from RefSeq and is a predicted model, not a curated record. The transcript is spliced from 11 exons.
AUGUGCAAUGAUCAGACAGCAUAUGAAUGUUUGACGCUCAACCUCUUCGGCAACCCCUCUUUGAGACAUUUUCAGCAUGUCACGGAAGAGACGUGCCUGUUCCUGUACAACUACAGCACCAAACAGGUCUAUGGGACCUGGCGCAGUAGAGGGGAGCCGUCCUGGAACCCUGGAUCGGCCAUCUAUGGCGGCCAGUUCCCCGCCCAUUUGCCGGUUGAGCGAGUAUGCGACUACCCUCCCGUCCCCUUGGCUGGCAAGGCUGCAAAAAUCCUCAACUGCAGUCAGACACUGGUCUUUGAGCCAUUCCUCACCAAGCAGCAGGUCACAGACCUGUGCGCGCUGUUAAGGGAGGGCGAACAUCGACAGCAGAACGGGGGCCCCACUGUGGAUGUCAGCCCGUCUGCAGAGGACAGCACCGCCGCUGGCAGCCCUGUGGUUGGCCUGCUGGCGGACGCUGAAGCGACCGUGACAGCGCUGCAGCGCGGCACAGCAGAGAAGGUCUUGCAGGUGCAGGAGAACCUGGAAAAGGCCAGAGCACUCGCAGACAAACCCCGCACUCCCGGGAACACCAGCCUGCGCGAGUCCACAGCCUGCCUCGCACAAGCAAUGGAAGCCGUGAGGGGGCUACAGGCCUCCCUUGCUCCCUGCGCGGCAGCACCGGCGGCAGCGUCUUGGCCACAGAGCAGCGCCAGGCCCCCACCGAGCCCCCUGGAAGAGGGGCAGAUCUAUGAGACCCCCCGGCCGGCGUCUCGCCCGGACGGCGCCUCUGCCGCACAGGAUAUAUCUGGCCUGGCGAUUACACCGGUGGCUGUCAACAAUGGGCACGCGAGCGAACGGGGCUCCCAGCAGCAGCUAGAGCAAAGCAUGUCGCUGGCCGGCGUGUUCGAGGACGCCCUGCUGGACGUGCUGCAGACGCCGAGCGCCAGCCGGUCCAAGAAGAUGCGCAAGAGGAAGAAUCGGAGAGGAGGGACGCCAUCAAAUGGCAGCUUGGAUCUGCAGUCUGCACCCGCUGGAAUACCAGCAACUGGCAGCCUGGAUGCACAGCCUGGAUCUGCUGGAAUGCCAGUGGGGGGCAGCGCGGAUGUGCAGAAUGGAUCCACUUGGAUUCCAGGCCUGGAUUUGGACAUGGGGCAGCAGGAGACGGCAGCGAUGGGGGGAGCGCUGAUCUGCGCGUGCAGCGGCGAGAAGCUGGACGAGUACUUCGCCCAGCACCGCUUCCAUGUGCCGCCCUGCCUGGCCAGCCCGCACGCGCGCGUUCCUCAGGGACUGCCCGUGUUCCUGUUCAACAACGACGCCCGCCUCCUCCUGGGUCCCUUCUACGCCAAGGAGACCCCCCUCACCAACGCGUGGGUGGAUGUGGAGGAGAGGGAGCCGCCGCUGGUGGUGCAGGAAAGGGAGCUGCUGGAGGUGCUGCCACCAGACGACACACAGCGCAAGGACCAGGGCUACAACAUCACCGGGCCUCACGCGGCUGAGCUGCUGAGCCGGUUCGCCAAGGCGGCGGUGCCGAUGCGCGCGCAGCCGUACCGGUUCCUGGCCACCGAGCUGGGCGGCGUGGUGUUCACCUGCAGCAAGGCCACCAUCCGCGAGUGCCUGGAGCGCAACCUGUUUGGCAUGAUGCAGGACGCCUUCGUGCCCAUCGUGCAGCACAUCCGGCCAGGCCUCCCGGUGUUCCUGUUCAACCACUCGCACAGGGUGAUGCUGGGCCCGUUCUCUGCGACCUCGCACGGCGGCAUGCUCAUCGAGCCGCUGGCAUGGGGGCACCGCGGUCACACAACCCCCUUCCCAGCCCAAGUGCGUGUGGUGCCCCACGAGCCAGUGGCUGCAAUUUUGGAGACGCAGUACAAGCCGCUGCUGGAGCGCACCAUGUACUACGGCCCAUCAGCCUUCCACUUUGACCUGACCAGGCAGGAAGUCACCGUCCUUCUGCAGCUCCUGUCCCAGCGCCGUCCCUUCGGGGCCACCCUGCCCUUCCUGGCACCCCUGUGCUACCACCCUCUCAACCCUCCUCCAUGGGCACCUUCACACUUCCAUGCACUGCCCGCCGCUCAGCAGCCGCCGCAGAGCCAGUCCACCCUGGACGGGUGGCUGGUCCCCAGGCAGCAAGGAGCUGUCAGCGCCGUCCAGCCGCCCCCACAAGCGCCUGCAGACGCAGUGGGCGAGCCGUUCAGGUUUGGAGGUCAGGCGCAGCCAUUCGGGCUGGCACCGACAGUGCGCCUGCCACCGCCGCAGCCGCAGCGUGCUGCCGACAAUCCGCAGGGCACGCAGGGGAAAGGCUUUGCUGCUGGGGUCUUUGCGCUGAACAGCUUUGCGCACAGCUCCCUCGGCGGCCUGAUUGGAGGCGGCGCCGGUCAGCUAGCCAAUGGUGGGCUGUUCGCGCCUCGUCAGCAGUUGCACAGCGAGCAGCCGGCACCAGCACAGCAGGUGCAUGGCUACGGCACAGCGUGGGCGCCCAGCGCCGCUCAGCAGAUCUCAAGACUGGCAAAUGGUACGCCCCCGCCCAAGCGCCACCGCCUGGCAAACAUGGUGGGGCCAGACGAGCUGGCAGCUGACGGGCCAGUGGAGAACGGGGCUCGUCCAGAAGAGCGGUCAGUCCCGGCCCAGAAUGGGUCUGCGCAGUCUGGAUGGUCUGGGUGGGCCCCAACCCAGCCGCAGGGCCUUGUCAGCGGUCCCGGUGCGCAUGCAGCGGGCGGAGACGCGGGGCGGCCCCUGCAGCCGCAGCCCACGUCGCCAUUUGCGGUCUUCGCUCAGGCGAACAGGCCGUCGGCCCAGCCUGCGCCGGUGCCCUUCCCGGGCUUUGCUCAGCCGAGCGCAACCGCGCCGUGGGCCGACGCGGCAGCGCAGCCGCCCAGCCCUGGCGCUUUGCUGUUCCCUCCCAUCGCCGGCACGCCGCUGCCAGCAGCGCAGCAGCGCCCGGCCGCGCCGCAACUUUCCAUUUUCCAGACGCCCAGCCAGCAGAGCCCUCUACCUCCUCCUCCCCCCUCCUGGUCCCCGACUGUCGAAAGGGGCCGAGCGGGAGUGACCCAGACAGGGCAGAACGGCGGGCAGAGUGGCCCGCUGCCUCAACAGGAGCAGUCCCCUCAUCACAGUGCGCCACCUGGACCGCAACAGCAGUACAAUGAGCCGCCUACACUGCAGCAGCAGAAGCAGCAGCCUGCCAGCAAACCCCUGGACAGCAUCAACGCGCUGCCGCAGGUGCUGGGGGGCCUCUCCGGUUUGCUUCCCGGGCAGGAGCCACAGCUGGCAGCAGUGAUCAGGGCGGCCCUGGGAGCGACCGCGCAGCUGCAGGUCGCCCUGCAGGCCAUCCUGGCGGUCCUCGAGCCGCAGCAGGCCUCGCCAGCCACCGCCGCUCCAGCCGCCACACCGCACGCGCCUACCCCUGCCCCGGCCGUCUCUUCCCCUGUCAUGGCCCCCGGCGCGCAAGCGCCCUCACCUGUUCCAGCUGCACCUGUUGCCUCAUCUCCAUCUCCACAGCAUGCUACGCCAUCACCUGCGCCUGCAGCGUUCUCCUUUGACCAGCAGCCGCAGCAGAUGGCGCAGCCUCCUUCUGGGGCAUGGACAGGCUUCCAAACUCCUCCCAUGCACCCACAGCAGGCCCCCUGGCUUGGCGCUGUCCCGUCCAGAGCAGGGCCCUCUCACCCCCAGGUCAUGGGCUCACCAGAGUGGCCGCCAGCAGCGAUGACACAGAAUGGGGCUGUGCCCUUCGCCGCAGCGCAAGCGCACAGGAGCAGAGCGCCGUCUGCUGCAGGCUUAGCGCAGACGUAUGGGAGCCCCUACACUCCCACGCAUUCUGACCCCAGCCCCCUCGAGAGGCCCGCUCAUGGCCACCUGCCGGCUGCACCCGCCCUUGGCUCUCCCUUGAUGCGCAGCAGCCACCAGCAGAGGCAGCAGCAGCAGCAGGCCAGUGAAGAGGACCAGGCUUUCAUGUUCCGGGGAGGGGAGUAUGCAGGGGAGAUGCCAUCCUACGUCUCUGGCAUGGGCGCGGCAGAUGAAGAGAAACAGCCAGCAACUGGCAGGAAGGGUGUGAGCAUGCGCAUUCGUCGGCCCAAGACAGUGAGUAAGAAGAAGGCGGCGCAGCGGCGCAAGUCGGUCGGCGCGCAGACCCCCAGCAGCACCAGGAAGGCACUGAAGAACGAGCUGCGGGGGCUGGCCGCCGAACAGGCGGAAGCUGAGCACCUUGCUGUGGUUGCAACCCCCCGCGCCACCCCAAAGUCCAUGAAGAAGGCUCGCGGGAGCGCAAAGAAGGCAGGGAGUGCAAGGAAGGCAUCCGCAGGGGGCUCGCUCUCGCGCCAGCUCAGAAGCGCAGCACGAGCAGAGCUGCAAGAGGAGCACAGACCUGCUGGCGCCAAGAGGAAGCGUGAAGCUGACGAGGAGGAGCACGGGACGAUGGUGGCCUUUGACACAAACGUGUUCAUGGGCUCAGCCAAGGACCGCAACAUCAUCAUGGAGUGCCUGCGAAGAUGGCGCACCUACGACCCCCAGAUCCACAUCCUCCUGCCCAGGACUGUGGUGAAUGAGCUGAAGACCAUAGCGAUGGCCCCGAGGGACCAGCGCGCAAAGCACGAUGCCAAGCUGGGCAUCAUGGUGCUGGACCUGCUGGUCAACUCCUCCAUCUGCCGCGUGCAGAUGCCAACGGAGCUGCCGGCGGGCCGAGUGAUAGAGCGGCUGAAGGAUGAUGGGAUCCUGGACUGCCUGCUGCACUUUGCAGCCAAGGGGCACAACGUCCUGCUCUGCACUAACGACAAGCAGUUCAUCACGCGGGCACAGGCACAGGGACUCUAUGCAAUCAAGCCUGCUGUCUUGCGAGCGAACCACAACUACCCAUGCUAUCACGCUACAACGCCCAAGGCUGCCCACAAAAGGAGGAGGCAGGAAGUCUCCGCCUGA